GCACCUGCCCGGUCCCUGCGCGGAGCCCCUCGGCGUCGCGUGGAGCUGCGAGUCGCCCGCUUCCGGAAGCGCACACGGGCCAGUUGCGGCGGCCCAUCUGCCAGGGCGGCGGGGGCUCAGCGGGAGGGUUGAGGCUGAAUCACGCGCAGCCUGCGGGCGGCGGAAACGUCCCUAGAGCCUCGCCGCCCCGGGACCCGGGCUGCUUCCUGGGAGAAGAUUACAUUUUCUCCCUGCUCCACUUGACUUUCUUCCGGAAGGAGCAGGUCUCGCAGGAUCGGGGCCAAGGCUGGAAGAGUUCAGGUUUGGGAGUCGUGUGUGUAACAGCCCCACGCCUCCACGCCCUGGCCCGUGUGGCUUUGGGCAAGUUAUAUAACCACCGCCGCCACCCCAGUUUCUUCUCCUGUAAAAUGGAGCUUUAGUGCCGCCCAGCAGGGUUGUUGGGAUAAUUCAGUGACUCUGUGGACUGCUCAGCACCUGUGAAUUGCUUUCCUGGAUGUUGGGUGAAAGGCUGUGAGCUUUUGGUUGAUUAUGCGGAUGCAGAACCGUCAGAGAGGACCAACUGCACCAUUUAAAAUGUGCCACUUAGAAAUCCCCAUGGCUGGGGGUUAUGGAGUGAUGGGUGACGAUGGUUCUAUUGAUUAUACUGUUCACGAAGCCUGGAAUGAAGCCACCAAUGUUUACUUGAUAGUUAUCCUUGUUAGCUUCGGUCUCUUCAUGUAUGCCAAAAGGAACAAAAGGAGAAUUAUGAGGAUAUUCAGUGUGCCACCUACAGAGGAAACUUUGUCAGAGCCCAACUUCUAUGACACGAUAAGCAAGAUUCGUUUAAGACAACAACUGGAAAUGUAUUCCAUUUCAAGAAAGUACGACUAUCAGCAGCCACAAAACCAAGCUGACAGUGUGCAACUCUCAUUGGAAUGAAACCUCAGAAAAUGAGCAACAGAAGUAAUUGUUUCAAGCUCCUGAUUCUUUCUACUAAAUCAUGAACAGCUUUAAAAACAUUUCUGUCUGCAUAAAAUUAUUUUACUUGUGACUUUUCCCCAGUUGUUCUGUGCAUUGUUUUGCCUUUUUAAAUUACAUCUCCAAGUGGCUCAAAAGGCCUUGACACAGGGAACCUGCACAUAUUCAGGAUAUGUGUAACCAGCGAUGGUGACUUGACCUUGCCAAGACCUGUGAUUCCUUCAGGAUACAAUCAGUGAGAAAUAAAAACACAUCUUGGGAAGUGGGAAUCCUGGAGUUUAUCCAUUUGCAAUAUUAAAAAAUAAAAAUGCAAGUUAUUAUUUCAAUAAUAACUUCCUGUUUGAUUGUAUUCUGUGAGUGAUAAGUGUCAGAUCAAUAACAGAUUAAUUUGUUGUUAACAGCUCUUUUUUUUUUUUUUUUUUUUUUGAGACAGAGUCUGUCGCCCAGACUGGAGUGCAGUGGCACGAUCUCUGCUCACUGCAACUUCCACCUCCUGGGUUUAAACGAUUCUCCUGCCACAGCCUCCUGAAUAUUCUGUUAGCAGCUCUUUAAUUAAUGAUCUUUGCUUCUUCAGAACUUGUAUGGUAGACCGUCCUUUCUACAUCAUGAUGCAUACUCCUGUGCUACUUUUAGAAGCUUUCUGUAACUAGAUUUUUUCCUCAUUAUGCUCCCAGGAGUGAGUUUGUUUUUAUCCCCGUUUCAUUUCUACCAGGUAGCUCUACUUUAGGCCAUACUGGGGCCCUGCUGUUGAAUAAAUGGAUGCUUGUAUAUUGGUGUUGGCAACUCUGCAGUAGUAGUGCUACCACUGGCGAGGCAGUAUUACUGCCACUGGUGAAUGUUGCUGUCUGGUUACUGCUGCAUUUUUGGCAUGCUAAGCUUUCCUAAAGAGCCUCAUAUCUUUUCCCAUGCUGUACUGUACAAUGAAAUGUUUUUACCUAAUUUUUCAUGUUUAUUUAAAUAAAAGCUGACUGGGUAGUAGUGGGGAAGUUUAAUUGUCCACAUAAGUCAAAAGAAUCUGUUUUCGAACUAGAGCUAUUUUCAAUUAUAAGAGUGAGCUGGCUGGGCAUGGUGGCUCACGUCUGAAAUCCCAGCACUUUGGGAGGCCAAGAUGGGAGGAUCACCAGGUCAGGAGUUCGAGACCAGCCUGGCCAACGUGGUUAAACCCAAUCUCUACUAGAAAUACAAAAAUUAGCUGGCUGUGGUGGCAUGCGCCUGUAAUCCCAGCCACUCAGGAGGCUGAGGCAGGAGAAUUGCUCAAAUCUUGAGAGGUGGAGGUUGUAAUGAGCCAAGAUCACGCCACUGCAUUCCAGCCUAGGUGACAGAGCAAGACUUCGUCUCAGAAAAAAAAAAAAGUUAAUAAUGGCUUAAAGUAUUUCCUUUUCCCCUUAUUGUGAAAUAAAAUAUAUACAUUUUAAAUGGAAAUUAAGGUUUAGACCAAAUAAAAUCAUUCAGGGAAAUUGCAUUUACUUUUAAAAAUGUGUUGUUCAAAAAUGUAUAUAUAGUACAAAGUGAAUUGACCAAACGGAAUAAUUCUUAACUCACAAAGGAGUUUGAGUGCACUUCCUACAUGUUGAAUUUAAAUCUGACUAAAGGAUUGUAAACAGUUGUAAUUAUGGGUUGUAGUAACAGAGCAAUAAGGGGACAAUCUUCUAAACUUGACUUUGCCUAGGAGAACUACUGUAUAUUUCCACAAGUGAAUUUAAUCAGCAAUAGGAGUGGUUUACUCGUCACUGACAUGUGGCACAAUCUGGACAAAUUACACAAACUGGCUAUCUCAGAUGUGUAAAAUUAAUGUACGUAAAUAAACAUAAGUCAUACAAUAAA
This is a messenger RNA of Pongo pygmaeus (Bornean orangutan), 2781 nucleotides long. RefSeq names its product small integral membrane protein 19 (gene SMIM19). The transcript is spliced from 5 exons. The record is from RefSeq and is a predicted model, not a curated record. Lineage: Eukaryota; Metazoa; Chordata; Mammalia; Primates; Hominidae. Bases 529 to 918 code for a protein of 129 amino acids.